UUACUUAUUAAAAAAAUAAAACCAUUAGUUUGAAAGCACUUAAUCUACGUUUGUAGUAAGGGAUCUUUAUUUGUCAGAGGAGAGGGGUGUCUGGGGUUUGACAUUGUGAAACCACAAUUUUCAUGUUUUCAUUAAAGUCAGUGAUAAGAUUACUACAAAAUAUAGGCAUUUAAAGCUGUAUGCCAUUCUCUUAGGCCAAAGUAAAAGACAUAAGUCCCUCAUUAGAGCUUUAAAACCUAUUUGACAUGUCUCCCCCACCUCUGCAGUUACACCUCCAAAACACUAGUUAGCAGUGGGGUGUCUGUGAAGUGCUGUAAAGUUGAGUUGAUUCAAAACCCACCCAAAACACAUAUUAAACGUGGCUUAAUAGCCACAAUUUCAGUUACAAGUACACAAAUUGGCAUCAUUAUAACUCGCAGCGUUCACAGACAAAGCAUUUGUCUUUUGCUCGAUAUAUUUUCCCCACUUAUUCAACAUGCUAAUGUUAUUAGCACAAGCCUAUGGCAUGCUUAGCGGCUAGCAGACAUUUCCUCUACUCAUAAGAAGCCAGGGACAACAGCAACAUUUAACAAAGGUAACGUUACAAAGUUUGGCUCCAUUGCAACUCACAAGGUUCACCGGCAAAACAGCUGGUUUAUACUAAACAUGUUUUCCAAACAAAUAUAACAUGCUAACGUCAUUAGCACAAGCCUAUGGCAUUUUUCAUUGUGUACAUUAGCUUAGCGUGUAGGAGACAUUUCCUCUACUCAUAUGUAGCCAGAACCACCAGCAACAUUUUUUAACUAAGGUAAUGUUAUGAAAUGCGUCUCCACUACCACUCACAAGGUUCAUUGUCAAAACACCUGUCUUAUACUUAACACAUUUUCCAUACAACUACGACAUGCUAACAGUAUUAGCACAAGCUUAUAGCAUUUUACAACGUAACAAUUAGCUUAGCGGCUAGCAGAGUUGAAGUUGAACUUGAGUUUUUAUUUUGACAGCUACAAACCGGAAGUAGAGUGACUGUAUGUUGUCUUGCUUGACGUUGGUACAGGAAAAAGAGCAGGAUGUAGCGGUACAUGAUGUAUCGGGCUCGCUUCACAUCAAUCCAACCACCACAAGUCCUUCUGUGUAUCUAUGUCGACGCGGUGAGUCGGGUUUGGGGGAUGGGUGUUGUACGGAUCGUCAGCAGAGACGACUAACGUUUGAAAAAUGUCCAACAUCCUCGAUGCGGCGUCCAACGUAAAAUGGGACCGCACGGCUGCGGCGAAGCGAGCCGUGUUCCUUGCGGCUGCCGCUUAUGGUGUCAAAACACUGUACCCCAUCAUCUGCAAGCAGCUCAGCAAAAACAAAGAUCCCAGGAAUAAAGGGUCAAAGGCGGAAAACGGGUCCGCCUGUUCGGUACAAACACGGAUAUGUGCUGCGGAUCUGAAGAAGACAUCCCCCGGGGUAAAUGCGGAAUUUUUCAAGCAGAUCCUCGAACUUGGUAAAAUCCUCUUCCCCAAGCUCGUGUCCAGAGAGCUGGGUUUGCUCUCCUUGCACUCGGUGGCGCUCAUAUCCAGGACGUUUCUGUCUAUUUACGUGGCCAGCUUGGACGGAAAGAUAGUGAAAACGAUAGUGGAGAAGGAGCCCAGGAGCUUCAUCAUCCAGCUGAUGAAAUGGCUCCUCAUUGCCAUCCCGGCCACGUUCGUCAACAGCGCCAUCCGGUACCUGGAGUGCAAACUGGCUCUGGCCUUCCGCACCCGGCUGGUGAACCAUGCCUACCGGACCUACUUCACCGAUCAGACCUACUACAGAGUCAGCAACAUGGACGGGAGGCUCGCCAACCCGGACCAGUCUCUCACGGAGGAUGUAAUGAUGUUCUCCCAGUCUGUGGCCCACCUCUACUCCAACCUCACCAAGCCCAUCCUGGACGUGAUGCUCACCUCCUACACGCUCAUACAGACCGCCAGGUCCAGGGGGGCCAACGCCAGUGGGCCCACCCUGCUGGCCGGCCUGGUGGUCUUUGCCACAGCUAAGGUCCUGCGUGCCUGCUCGCCUAAAUUUGGCAAGCUGGUGGCCGAGGAGGCUCAUAGGAAAGGCUACCUGCGCUAUGUACACUCCAGGAUCAUUGCGAAUGCUGAGGAGAUAGCUUUCUACAGGGGACACAAGGUGGAGAUGCGUCAGCUGCAGAAAUGCUACCGGGCCCUGGCGGACCAGAUGAACCUGAUCCUGUCAAAGCGUCUCUGGUACAUCAUGAUCGAGCAGUUCCUCAUGAAGUACGUGUGGAGCGGCAGCGGGCUUGUCAUGGUGGCCGUGCCCAUCAUCACCGCUACCGGCUUCGCUGACAACAAAACAGCAGACGGCCACACGCAGGUGAUGGUGAGCGAGAGGACGGAGGCUUUCACCACCGCCCGCAACCUCUUGGCUUCCGGAGCCGAUGCCAUUGAGAGGAUCAUGUCCUCCUACAAAGAGGUCACAGAGUUGGCAGGCUACACUGCACGGGUCCACAACAUGUUUGUGGUGUUUGAGGACGUCCAGAGGGGCAUUUACAAGCGCUCCUCUGUGUCAGCCACAACAGGAGCAGAGAAGAAGAGCAAGCCUGAGAUGCACAUAGAUGGACCGCUGGAGAUAAAGGGGGAAGUGAUAGAUGUGGACAACGGCAUUGUGUGUGAAAAUGUCCCAAUUAUUACACCGAAUGGGGACGUAGUAGUGUCUUGCCUGAACGUCAAGGUAGAGGAGGGCAUGCACCUAUUGAUCACGGGGCCUAAUGGCUGUGGGAAAAGCUCUCUGUUCAGGAUCCUCAGCGGCUUGUGGCCUGUCUACGGCGGCCGCCUACACAAACCCUCUCCUGAACAUAUGUUCUACAUCCCUCAGAGGCCAUACAUGUCCAUGGGUUCACUGCGGGAUCAGGUGAUCUACCCAGACUCGGGGGAGGACAUGGCUGCCAGAGGCCUCAGUGACAAGGACCUGGAGGCCAUCUUGGACAUAGUCAACCUCAACCACAUUGUCACCAGAGAGGGAGGCUGGGAUGCUGAGCUGGACUGGAAGGACGUGCUGUCAGGAGGCGAGAAGCAGAGGAUGGGCAUGGCUCGCAUGUUCUACCACAAGCCUAAAUACGCACUGUUGGAUGAGUGUACGAGCGCUGUGAGCAUCGACGUGGAGGGAAAGAUAUUCCAGGCUGCGAAGGAUGCCGGCAUCUCUCUGCUCUCCAUCACACACAGACCCUCCCUGUGGAAGUACCACACCCACCUGCUCCAGUUCGACGGGGAGGGAGGCUGGCGCUUUGAGCAGCUGGACACAGCGACGCGCCUCUCCCUCACCGAGGAGAAACAGCGGCUGGAGGCCCAGCUGGCCGGCAUUCCCGAGAUGCAGCAUCGCCUCAACGAGCUCUGCAAGAUCCUGGGAGACGACUCUGUCCUCAAAACAGCCGAGGAGUGAGACAGGGAGGGGAGGAGGCCCGGAGGGGAAAAGAGUCAAAGGGGAGAAGGAGGAGAGGUAGCUGGGGGAGGAGGAGAAGAGAGUGUGGGAGACAAACAGGCAGUGAAAGAAAAAGAGAUCUGUCUGGGGAUUGUUAGUUUCUUUUUUUCAGGCUUAGAUUUUUUUGCUUUGCUGCGAGCCUCUUUGGUUAAAGCGAGAGAGCUCUUAAUGCCAGCCAGUCUCUCAGCUCUCCUUCCUCCUCUCCCUCCUCUUUUAAUCUCUCCUUUGCCCUACUCCAACCCGAGAAGAGGAGGGGAGGAGACUGAAGUGGAUUUACAAGUAUUAUUCCCUCUUCUUACGCACAUCGACUGCAUACUCAGCUGUAGACUUUACAUGUUUGGUUUUAGCAUACAUCAUUUUCAGGAUCAACUAAGUUGCCACAGAUCAACGUGGCAAAACAGAGAAAUCCAAAUUAACCAGGGUAAUUUAUUUGUUUGUUUUAUAGCACUUUACUCUGCUUUUAGAGGGCUGUUUCUGUUUGUCGUGCUAGCUCACAGUGAAAUACAGUGAUAGCUGCGUUUUAGCUGGAAAACUAAUGUAGAGCCACUUGAUAAUGUCCAAAGCAGUAUUCCACACCCAGUGCACUGGGUCGUGCAGGAUCCACAUUUGUCUGAUUUAGCGGUAGAUUUUAGUUUUUACUGAACUGAAUGUGACCUCUUAGUUUGGAGAGGUCAAAAGAGAAUAUUUUUCAAGAUGUCACAAUAUGCCUUUGUUUAAUUUUGUGUAUCUAGCCGCGGUACAAUCCCUUUCCUCAUACCUCGUCUUAGUCAUUUUUAGGUCAUUUCACAUCCUUGAACCACUGAUAUAGGCUCAGAUGCAGACUCACACGUGGCUAGCGAAGAAGAAGAACCCAUCUGGGGUCUAUUAUUAGAGCGAUUAGUGACGCAGGUCUGACUCCAAAACUAUAGGUUUCUGGUUUAUUGAACAAACACAAUGAGCUUAAGAGGCCCUGUUCAAAGGAAGAGCAGCUAAGAGCAAGCUGACCCUGGUAGUCUGGUCUGUAAAUAGUCACACACAUGUAGGCGGUACGUGGAUGAGCAGGCGGAAAUUCACGCCAUAAAACUGUCAGGUACACGUACACACUGUCCACAUGUUGAAGCUCUCCCCUGUGUUGACACAAAACACACUGGUGUGUUUGCAGUGCGUCAGAUGUCUGCUGGGACUCUGCUGUGUCAGCAGUGCUCUGUGGCUCCCUUUGAGCCUGUGUAAGUGAACAUUAUUACGUGAUGGUCCUGGAAAAUGAGCUCGUUACAUUAUGCUUAUUUAAUUAAAGUGGAAACAGACAGGUUUUUCGCCCCCCAGUGUUUGCAAGUGGUAGUGUUGUUCGUGCUGCUGUCACAUUCAGAGUGUUUCCGCAGUUACUUCGGCUGUUCCACCAUCCACCAUAGAGUGCUUAAGGAAUGAUGUUUUUUGUUGUUGUUGUAGGACAGCCUGGAAGUUAGCAUUGCUCUCAUUCCUUCAACAAAAAGCUAAUGGGAUUUUUCAAUUGGAUUUUGGAUUAUUGCCGAAAAUAAGCUCUGUGGCAAACAGAAGUUUUUGUUGCUUACACAUUUUGUUUAGCAGGAUAAUCUCAACCAAUGAACACCACUUUUGUGAUUUUUGAAGCGUAAAUGCAGUGACCAGAGGUAAAAAGCUAAUGUUAGGCUAUAAACAAACUACACCACAGUUGCAUGACCACACCGAGGCCGCAAAUCCGUGUUUUGCGUGAUGACAUUUUGUCGUCUCAUUUAGCCACUUGUGAGUAGACGUCUUUUUUAAGACACGUAAAACGUUUAAAAUUCUGAAGUGGGGUAUUUACUGAUGUAUUUUAUGUCGUGGAACAAAACACUGAAGUCUCUUAAGCUUGUGUUAACCACAGACCUUAUUUUGGGCAUCUAACAAAAACCCAUUUAAAAAAAGCCACUGAGUUCGAGACAAGGGAACAGGAAGUGCAAAAAUGCUAACCCAUGUCCAGGUUUUGGCUACUGGGAUAGUAACAAUGGAUUUAUAAAGAGUACAUACAUAAAAACAUACAUGAAAAUACCUGUAUCUCCUGCAUCGUGUGGCCCGUCGAGCCAUCGGGGCCCCUCACUUAAUCACCUCUGAAUUUGGCUGUAAGUAGUUUUAGUACUUUUAGGACAUUAUCAUCCAAAUAAAGGGCUAUUUAAGUCUUCAUAGCAGGAAGCUGAUGUACCUCAAAAAAAAAUUCCACUGUGUUACAGACGUCAGUCUAUGGGAAAAUGUCACUCUAUGGGAAAAGUAAUUUUGGACCCCAUGGCAUCAGGUGUAGAACCCGGAAGUUGUAAUUACAUGGUUUGGCCACUAUGUCUUGAUAGUAACUUCAACACGUACAGACAGACCUUUUUAAUAUCACUUUAAAUCACCAUCAAUAAGUGUUUCCCUCCUAUUAAAAUGAUGUUCCUUGUAGCGCCUACAUCAAAAAUUCUGAGAGUGACAUUACUAAAAAACGAACUGUCCAAUCUGAAUUUUAGACAGUUUAUUAACAAAUGUGUAUUUAGGAUAUUUUAAGACUUUUUAAAGACCUAUGGCCACCCUAUGUAAGGAACUUAUAUUUGGUUGACGCACUUCUUUUGUGCCGAAAAUUGGGUCUUCAUUCUCCUGGGAGAUUGUACCCAAUGGCAGACGAAAUUGCAUAUCGAAAGUGAGGCUUAUAGGAAACCAGUCUGACCACUGAUGAUGUCAUUAUUCUAUCGCCAUUACAUUGUGCUCAAUCAAAAUGAUAGACAUUUACUUCCUGAUAAUGAGUUAAAGCAAAAAACUUGUCUGUUUCCACUUUAAAUACACUUCAUUUAAAUCUGAUUUUAGAUGACACUCCACAUAUUAUUAUGUUUCAAAAUAUGAGGCCUUAUUGGAUUAUACCUAAUUGUGUGUAUGACAUAAUAGGGCUGAUAAACAGUAGUAGAAAGGUCAGAGGUCAAGCUGGUUUAUAGAUCACUGGAGCUGGUUGGGAUUUCACUUUUGGCUCGAGGACACUGACUAGCUGGAACAAAACUCGACAGGAACAAAAUUUGAUUGAUUGUUUUCCCUGAUUUAGCUUCUUUAGCUUUGUUACCAACAACUUACCUGAAGUUGUGAUACUGUGAAGUUAUUGGUCUGUUACAUCAUUUAUGAAAAGGUCCUAAACGCUGUGUUCUCACAUGGUGGUUCUAAGCUGUGGUCGUGGCUGCUUUUACAGUGUGUUCCUUCUGUGGUUCAGACCUGUGUUGUUGCUCACUGCAUCCGGCUUUAAGAGUCCAAGGAAAAGUAAAUGAUGCUGUUCUGCCUCCCAGAUUGUACAGAAUACAGGAGAGGGGAUCAGGGGUGUUUGUGCCAUUCAUUCAUGGUCUUUCAGAUUUCCCCAUAGGUACGCAGAGCUAUAUGUUUGAGGAUUCAUACAUUUAAUUGGGCCUUAAGCUCACCAAGCAAUAGAAAUUAUAACUAUACAUAAAGGGGGUCACUUGGAGUGAUAAACACACAGAGGUAUUAUCUCUCAGUGCUGCAGUCCCCUGUAUGGAGGCCCAUUGCAGCCAAUGUGAUGCAAAAAAAGAAAGAUCCUAUGAGUCAUUUAAUGACUUAUUUUCUCAAAAUAAUGAGAAACUUUCUUAAAAUAAUGAGCUUCUAUGUCGACAAAAGGACUUAAUAUCUCAAAAUAAUUAGAAACUUUCUCAUGAGAAAUGAGAAACGUUAUCAAAAUGUCAAGCUGAUAUGUCAAAAUGAGUUAGUAUCUCAAAAUUCUGACUUAGUUUCUCAACAUUAUGAGUUAACAUGUCAAAAUAAUGACUUUAUAUCUUAAAAUAAUGAGUUAAUAUCUCAAAAUAUGAGAAGAUUUCUCAAAAUAAUGAGCUAAUAUGUCAAAAUAAUAGUUUCUCGAAAUAAUGACUUAUUUUCUCAAAAUAAUUAGAAACUUUCUCAAAAUAUUGGGUUAAUAUGUCAAAAUAGUGAGUUAGUAUCACAAAAUAUGAGAAACUAUCAAAAUAAUCAGCUAAUAUGUCAAAAUAAUGAGUUAAUUUCUCAAAACAAUGAGAAAUGUUCUUAAAAUAAUGAGUUAGUAUCUCAAAAUAUGAGAAACUUUCUCAAAAUAAUGAGCCAAUAUCUCAAAAUAAAGACUUGGCUUCUCAAAGUAAUGAGAAACUUUCUUAAAAUGAUGAGAAACUUUCUGAAAAUAACUCAGUAUGUCAAAAUAGUGAGUUAGUAACUCAAAAUGAUGAGACAUUUUCUCAAAACAAUGACCCAAUUGUCUAAAAAUUAUGACUUGGUGUCUCAAAAUAAUGAGCAACUCUGUCAAUAUUUUGACUCACCAUAUGUCAGGAUUAAUCAAAUUAGUAAAGUUUCUCAUUAUUUUGAGAAAACUUCAAAUAAUGACUUACAGGAUCUUUUUGUUUCAUCAUCACAUUGGCGGUAAAGGGCUUCAGUACCCCUCAGCCCUAUGAAGCUUUGCAGCAAAGUUUCAUUCAUUGAGUUGUUUUGAGUAUUUUGGUUUGCUUUCACCAGUAGUACAGAUUAUAACUGCAUUUGAAAAGCCCAAAAAACAGCACCCAGAAACCGUUUGUGGUUUUUUUGUGCUGUGUGAAACAGACAUUCCCCUCGUUUAAAGCCCCUUAGUAAGUGACAGAACCACUAAAUAUGUGUAAGCCCUUCAGAAACAUGAAUAUGGUGAAAUCUGAAUGUAUUUGAAUGAGUGGUCCAGAUGCCACCACAAACAGGAGAAUCACUGGAUGUCUGGAUGUUACUCUCACACUGACUGUACCGCACACAGGACUCCAUCCAUGUCUCUUUGAAGCUUGUGUGACUGGUACGAUGUUCUCAUGAUAUCACUGGUUAGAGCACCACUAUUCUGUUAUUAUACCUCUGUUUGGUCCAACAUGUCUGUGUUACAAAGAACAGACAAUCAGUCGCAUCAUCAGCAGAAUACAAACAAGUGCACUGCUAUAUUUUACGUACACAUCGGCUUGUUGUCUGCAAAGAGAAUAUUAUCAACUCCCUCAGGCCUUUUGUUAGGCUGAGCUGUGGCUGCAUCCACGACGUCUAAAAGUGCAACAUCUUUGCUCCAAUGAGACUUCAGAUCUUUGCAACCUCCCCUUUUGGCUUUUAGUGUACAGUUACAAAAGGACUUAAGACCAUUUGGAUGCAGCCCUGCUCUGCCUAGGAUGAUGGCUGCUCGGUUACAGAAGGACAAAUGUAAAAAAAUGCUCCCUCCCAAAUGUGACUGGAGAAGAAACAUAACUAAUUAAACAUGAAAAUGUCAGUGAAUCCCUUUAAUAUCUAAAGGGAUAAUAACUGGAAUGCUCUCUCAUGGUCUUGUAAUAUUAUACGAAAAAAACAAAGAAGCUUUCAUUUGGUAUGCAAGAGAGCAUCACAGGCAUCGCUGUGGGGUUUGAAAACGGUACGGCAAGCCCUUUCAGCAGCCGGAGUUUCUGACCUGAAAUAAGUUAUCUUUUGUGUGGCGUCACUCAGACUCUGUUGACAGGAGGCCAGACGAGCCGCUGAAUGACAUGGAGUCUGCCAAGUGACACUGGAGCAUGAGGUCAGCUCAAGAGCAAACAGUGCCUGACAUUCGUAGGCAUGACCAUAGCUUCAGUAGUUAAACAGUCAAGUAAUACUAUUUCAUCUUGAGAGGACGGGGUGAUAGAUGAUGAGGUGCCAUUUUGUUUGAUGCUUCAUGCUUCGGUAUCGAUCUUUAUUGCCUUCAGACCUGAGUUGUGUAACAGGGUGCUUUUUGUGCUGCAUAUUCUUUUCAGUGUUUACUUAUUCUUUUCGGUGUUUAUAAAGCUAAGAGCAGGACGAUUUGUCCUUUAAUCACACCACAAAAUUGAGCCUGAGGAGGCUGAAUUCGACCACUGAUAACAGCCGCUCUUCAGAGUCCUGUGCGUAUUUUUGGGUGCUUGCAGUGUAGCAAAUUGUCCAUUGACUGCACUGUUGGUAGGACUGCUUGUUUAUGGAAAAAAACAGAAACAGUUUAUAUCCUUGAACUUUAAAUCCUUAAAAAAAAUCUUGUUUUCAUGAUCAUUGGAAGCCAAGAUCUUAAUCUUGUGGUUAGGACCUGCUACACAUGAAAAGACCUCAAAUUUAUGCGUUCUUGUUUAUUGAUAACUUUAAAAUGGCGAUAAUCAAUAAACUUGUGUUAGCAAUGGAUCACAUACAUGUAUGUGAAUUGAGUCCCUGCAGUCGUAGCAACAAGUCAAGUCUUUUUUUUUUGGUUUAAUGCCCUGCAACUUUCUCGUAAGGUUGAUUUCAGUCGUAGCAGGCAGCGGUUUUCAACACGCUCGGUAGGCUACCUGCCAGGCACGGCAAACCGACAAAAUUAGCAACACGCUCGUGAACGCAGGGCAAGUGGAACAUUAGCUAGCAGCUACAUAAUCAUGUAUUUGCCUCAGGACUUGGUGGUUAGCAAACAGCACUUAAAGAGUAAAUAUUUGACUCACAUGACUUAAAGUAAUAGUUUCGUUUUGCUAUGUCUGGUUUCUGCCGUGUAAGUGGGUUUGCACAAGUUAACAAUAUCAGCUGAUAGGAUGUGUUUACAGUAAGUGCUGGUUUUGGUUCCACCUUGUGAGUCCAUGUGUGUCAUCGUGGCAAAAUGUGGUCUCAGAGACACCUACCCCAGAGGUGAUUUGGAGGGCUUUGCCAGGUGUUUUUCUGCCUGUCUGUCUGAUAAUGGACAGAUAAUGUCCAUGGGAUAGCGCCACAACCGUGCAAGAUACUGUCAUGAAAUUUUACAGUUGUGUAGUUUAGAUCACCACCCACAUUUGCUUUAGUCAUGGCUGGUGGGAUUUCAUUGCAAGAUGGUCUCUGGUUCAACAGCAUCCCGAGCUCCAGGGUCAGGCCCGCCUCUGGUGCUAGGACACAUGGUGGUAAAUCACUGAUAGGGGCCUCUCAGUUAGAACAAAAUAUGUCAGAUUUCUUGGAGCAAAAGAAUUGUAGUCUUUAUUUGCGAAAUAAAAUCUAUCUGACUCCCGCUAGCCUCAACCUCAAGUUUCUGCUCGGCUCGUAGACUUUGUGAUUGCGACGAUGUCACAGAUUUUUAAAAACUUUUUUCUCAGCUCAAGGAAACUUUAACAAACAUAAAACCUCCAUGGAUCAAAAGUGCAUAAAAGAAAGAGCCAUAAUGACCAUGUUUGCAGUUCGAGUUGUCCUGGUGGUGGUCUAUGGAGAAAAUGUUUUUUCAGCUGCAGGGGAGUUCUCUGUCGCAAUACAAUGAGUGGCCACUUGGAGAAAUUGGAAGCAAGGCUGACCUGCAUUCCUGAGGGCCUGGACUCCGGCAGACAUAAUGUUCACGUCCAACUGAAGAGGUGGGCCUGAGCCUGGAGUUCUGCAGCAGACCCUUCUCCUUUAGUUGAGCUUGUAAGUGUUAAGGUUGUUUCCGCUGCCCCCAAGUGACCAAAAAAAGUUACUGCAGGUACAAUAAUAUUCUAUCUCCAGUAACUAUUAAAUAAUGUACCGCUGCUGUGACUGCAUGAAACCCUGUGAAGUUAUCUUUGAACAUGGCACCUCAUCAUUUCCUCUCCCUUUUAGGAACCUAGUAAAGAUACCUUACUCACCAGUGAAGUUAGGCCUGUAGUGGCCUGCUAUACUGUAUGACCCCGCAAUAUACUUUAAUGACAUCCUUACUCACAAAACUUUGAUACUGAAAGUUUCACACUUUCCCUUUUGUAAGUAAGAGAUUGAAUGUAUCCGUUAUGUACGAUAAAGCAUCUCUAAAGGUUACGAAGACAAUGAAUACACGUGGUCAGGUCAUACAGGUUUCCUUUUCGUUUGAUAAAUGAUAAUUUUAUAGUUGUGUUGAUAGUGCAUGUUAUUUUAUUGGAGCCACAUAGUGGUUUUAAACUGAGACUUACUGUGCAUGUGGUGAGUGAACAGAGAAAAUGUUGGUGUAAAACACGACAUGGGGUCGAUAGGUGGAUGAUCAUGAGUACAGUAGUUAAACAGUAGUUCUCAAAGCCAGGGUUUACUACACUUUGUAGUAACCUCAACAGUUUGCAAUCAAAACUCUCAAACUUAUAACAGUUUUAUAUUUUUAAUUCCUGGAACAGUAGCCCAGAUUUCCUUUAUCGGGAUCUCAUUGUGCAUGUGUAGGAAUCUGUAUUCUUUAACCUUAGAACCAAGAGAGGUGCAUCAGCGUACAGGUCAUCUGUUCAGAAAUCAUGUGCUGAGGUCCCUUUACGUUGAAAGAUGAAGAUGUAUUUUCUUGUAAAUAAAACUACAGUGCAACCUCGAAAAA
Messenger RNA from Epinephelus moara (kelp grouper), 11632 nucleotides. Its product is annotated as ATP-binding cassette sub-family D member 2-like. Gene Ontology annotation, cellular component: peroxisomal membrane. Gene Ontology annotation, biological process: peroxisome organization; fatty acid beta-oxidation; very long-chain fatty acid catabolic process. The record is from RefSeq and is a predicted model, not a curated record. The transcript is spliced from 10 exons. Gene Ontology annotation, molecular function: ABC-type transporter activity; long-chain fatty acid transmembrane transporter activity; ATP hydrolysis activity. Bases 1192 to 3399 code for a protein of 735 amino acids. NCBI's taxonomy places the organism in Eukaryota, Metazoa, Chordata, Actinopteri, Perciformes, Serranidae.